Molecule: messenger RNA, 884 nt
Organism: Drosophila ficusphila
Lineage: Eukaryota; Metazoa; Arthropoda; Insecta; Diptera; Drosophilidae
Product: lipopolysaccharide-induced tumor necrosis factor-alpha factor homolog
Exons: 2
Coding region: 196-585 (129 amino acids)
Molecular function (GO): zinc ion binding
Source: RefSeq, a predicted model, not a curated record
AGAUAUCCGUUUAUUAGUUUGACAGGAACCCCCAUCCCUAUGUAGCGAUAAGAUAAAGAACCUGAGGUAAAGGCAUUGCCGUAGCUCCAUUUCCAGUUGAGUCUUCAGUGCACUGCGAGCCAGCAAAGCGAUCGGUUGAAUUCGUUCUGAAAACCCGAGAACCCAGAGAAUCCAUAAAACUAAAACUACAGAAUCAUGGACAGCAAGCAGCCUCCGCCGUACAGUGAGCAGCCCGGAUUCACGCCAGCGCAAACCUAUCAACCCGGAGGUCCCACCCAGCCACCACUGUACCCACCGAUGCCACGACCACCCCAGACUUCCACGGUGAUCAUCCAGACCACGACGACCUCCAAUCUGGUGCCCAUCGGCAGUGGACCCACCCGCAUCCGCUGUCCAUCCUGCCAAGCCGAGGUCCUGACCACCGUGAAGAGCACUCCCUCCAGCAGGACACAUUGCUGGGCUCUAAUCCUGUGCCUGUUUAUCUGCUGGCCAUGCGUAUGUCUGCCUUACUGUAUGGAUUCCUGCCAAAAUGCCAACCAUUACUGUCCCAACUGCAGUGCUUAUAUCGGCACCUACGAGAACUAACUAAUUACUUAUCUAUAUAUCUACCUUUAAAGACCUCUAAGCAUUAAACUGUAAAUACAUUCGUCACACUCUAAACAAAUGAGUCUUUAUAAAAGGAAAUAAGAAUUGCGAUAGGUUACAUGGUAUGCCAACAUUGUCUUAUUACUUUACUUGGUCGUCACACCAAAAUAUUAUUAAAACACUUUAUGCUACCUUUUUUAAUUUAAUCCAUCAGAUUAUGAAAAAGGAACUAAACACAACGGAAAAUUUAAAGAUUUAAUGGGAAUAAUAAACCACUAGCAAACGCUUUUCGACUAUUA